Cooperia oncophora is the source of this 873-nucleotide messenger RNA. NCBI's taxonomy places the organism in Eukaryota, Metazoa, Nematoda, Chromadorea, Rhabditida, Trichostrongylidae. The record is from the annotation of a GenBank genome assembly.
AUGCACUUCUUCAGGCUGUCAAUGGACAUCAACAAAAGGGUGUACAAUCAUCGACCAGGCGCAUGCAGAAAGGUUGAAGGAAUCCAGUACGGAGCAGAAGAUAUUGCACUGCUGGAAGAUGAGGGCAUCGCAAUAGUCACGUCUGGUAUCGUCUACAUGGAACCGCGUAAAAAGGAAGUAAAAGGACAACUGUUUCUCUACGAUUUCCGUCAGAAUGGCACGUGGAGGGCUGUUCCGAUGAAGAUCAAUGGAAAGUACGACCAGGAGAAUUUCCAUCCCCACGGCAUAUCUCAUGUUAUUACGCCCAGUGGAGCUCGGUUCUUCGUGAUCGUUCAUUCGAAAAAAUUCGAACACUCGGUGAUGAUAUUGGACUGGAAUAGAAAAAAUUGGCUUGAGCUGGAUCUUGUUCGGAUCAUCAAAGACGAAAAAUUCAUCAGGCCGAAUGACCUGGUGGCGAUCGAUGAGAACUCGUUUAUACUUACCAACGACGGGUAUGCUCAAACAUCGUUUUUCAAUAUACUGGAAUUAAUUUCAUCUUAUCCAAGUGGAAGUGUUGUGUACUACGACGGAAAGGCCAGUUCCUACAUGAUUUCGAGAACAGUUUCACCGAAUGGUAUCAUCCUCAACAAGGAACGCACUCAUGUCAUCAUCUCCCACGUCAACAGCGAAACCAUCUCCGUCUACAAACUUACCAAAGAUAAUCACUCGUUGUCACGUGUGGUUGAUGUACCGAUUUUGACGACGGCUGACAAUUUCUGUGUUGACAAAUCAGGCGCCAUUUGGACAGGUGCUCAUCCCGUAUUGAAGGAUGCAUUUUCACUGUUGUCAAACUUCGAUGACGUCAACGCUAAAGCACCGUCACAGGAUGAUUAG